CGUGCAUACAUGAAAAGCAUAUGAAAUUGGUUGGAGUACAAAAAAUGAGAAUAUAGAAAGACAAAACAGAGCGAAAAAGAUGGAGUUUAAUGUAAGCGGAAAUGCACUCAAGACAUUGGCAAGGUCGAUCACGUGCCUGGCACGCAUCGGCAACGAACUCGCUAUUCAAGCUUCUCCGUCUCUGCUGACAUUUCACAGUCUUAACUCAUCACGGUCUGCCUAUCAAUCUAUCUCACUGAAGCCAGAUUUCUUUGAUGCCUACAUAAUUCCUGGUGGUGCUCAGAUUCAAUGCAGUGUGCUGUUGAAGGCUAUUUGUUCUGUUCUUCGGACGCCAAUUGCAAGUAUUGACCAUUUAAGAGUGCACUUGCCAAGUCCUGAUGCAUCAAAAUUACAGUGGACAUUGGACUGCAAUAACGGUUUAAGGAAAGCCUAUUGGAUUACUUGCAAUGUUGAACCUGACAUACAACAUCUAUCUCUAGAUAGGAAUAAGCUUCCUAGCAGCUUUGUUGUUAGGCCUCGUGAUCUCAACAGAUUAUUAGCUAAUUUUCAGUCAACCCUUCAGGAGAUUACAAUCUUUGCAACUGAGCCAACUUCUGUGCCUGCUGAUGCCGCAAGUGAAAUUGGGGGGAAAGCUGUUGAACUUAGAAGUUACAUAGACCCAAGCAAAGAUAAUGAUUCAUCACUACACACACAACUGUGGAUAGAUCCUUCUGAAGAGUUUAUGCAGUACAAUCACACUGGUAACCCUGUUGAUGUGACAUUUGGUGUGAAGGAACUGAAGGCCUUUCUCUCUUUCUGUGAGGGAUGUGAAGUUGAUAUUCACUUGUACUUUGAGAAAGCUGGCGAGCCCAUUCUUAUGGCACCAAAAUUUGGCCUAGAUGAUGGCUCCACUUCAAAUUUUGAUGCUACACUAGUACUUGCGACAAUGCUUGUUUCUCAACUCCAAGAAAGGACAGACACAGGGCCACCACCAGCUGAAGCUACAACAAAUGAUGAAUCUCAUCAAGGAGUUGGAUCAAUGCGACAAGAGAAAACAAGGGGGAAUGUUUCUGAGCAUCCAUCUGAUCACACAAGAAUUUGGUCUGAACUUUCAGCAAGUGGCAUCAGAGGUGGUACUGGUGCCGAACAAAGAGACGCUCAAGUGGAAAGAAAUCCUAAUACAAAUCAACGAGAAGAUAUCCAUAGAAUUAGUGAAUUGCAUAUUGCCAGAGAUGCUUCGGGUAAAGGAAAUGUGCCAAAUGGCAGAGCUGAAACCAAUAAUCCCGGUUUUUCACAACACCAUCCUAGUAACUGGGUUGAUGCUGAUGAGGAUGAUGAUGAAGGUGACGAGCCUGAUCUGUGUAUCCAAUCCACACCACCAUAUUGUGAAGAAAGAUAACCAUUAUAAAUUGUCAUACAUUUACUGCAACAGAGCGACUGUUCCGUGUGUGCUCAUUGUGUAAGUGUUGCAAUUCAAUUUAACAUUUUUCUGCUUAGUUUUAGAAGGCCAACUUUCUAUGUUAAUACUUCAUGAUUGUUUAGCAGACUGACAAUGUUCAGAACAGGUAUGUCUAAAUCUCAAACGAAAUUUCAUUGGGAACAGAUAAUUGGUUGGCAACUAAAUGGAAAAUAGAUAUAUUAGCUAUCAAAUAUAGAACUGUAACUUGUAUACAGUCACAGGCAAGAGUGUAGAUCCACCUUUUUGUGUUAUGCCAUAAUUGCUGAGUUGGUUUGUGGUGGGAUAUAGAAGCAACUUCCAAUUUGCUGGAAUUGAUUGGGUUUGAUGAAAUGUCUUGCAUCAAGGUGCACUGUAGGGUUUAGAUGCGGUGAUUAGCUCUAUUAUAUCUCUAUUCCAAUCUGAUAUAUCUGGGAGCCAUAUUACUAAGAAUCAUAAUUUUUAUCAGAACAAAAAGCUGUUCAGAAACGUUCAAGGGUUGCAGAUGCAUUAAUCUUGAGUGCUGACCUUGUGUAAUAGGUUAUAUUUUAUGAGGCUAAACUUUAAUUAUGUGACUAA
Molecule: messenger RNA, 1993 nt
Organism: Daucus carota subsp. sativus
Lineage: Eukaryota; Viridiplantae; Streptophyta; Magnoliopsida; Apiales; Apiaceae
Exons: 9
Coding region: 80-1378 (432 amino acids)
Biological process (GO): DNA repair; DNA replication checkpoint signaling; cellular response to ionizing radiation
Cellular component (GO): checkpoint clamp complex
Source: RefSeq, a predicted model, not a curated record